Salvelinus fontinalis (brook trout) is the source of this 8639-nucleotide messenger RNA. Its product is annotated as Golgi-specific brefeldin A-resistance guanine nucleotide exchange factor 1-like. Gene Ontology annotation, biological process: regulation of ARF protein signal transduction. The record is from RefSeq and is a predicted model, not a curated record. The transcript is spliced from 42 exons. NCBI's taxonomy places the organism in Eukaryota, Metazoa, Chordata, Actinopteri, Salmoniformes, Salmonidae. The coding region runs from base 378 to 6035 and encodes 1885 amino acids. Gene Ontology annotation, molecular function: guanyl-nucleotide exchange factor activity.
UCCCAGUGCAGCAUGUUCGGUUGUGAAGACCCAGGUUUUCCACGUCAGUGUGUUUACCAAGAACAGAUUGACAGCCGGUUUAUGUGUUACAUUUGUCCAUAUUAGGAACAAAUUACCGAAUGAAUCAAUAGUUGUGGGUUUUAAUAUGACUCACGUACUGGGAUGUCAAAAUAUUUGAAUUGUCCUAUAUGUUGUAAUUGAUUUUUGGUCAUCACUGUUGGCCAGUUAGCUUGCUAGCUAACUAAGUUAGCUAUCAUCAGUUGAAAUUGUACAGGACUCCAUCUUGGAACUGCAACCAUACAGACAGGGUAUUAUUUUUCUACAGUACCUUUCUCUGGCCGGCUUAAAGGUUAAUCCAACCAUUUUGAGAUAUCAGGAUGGUCGACAAGAAUAUAUACAUUGUCCAAGGGGAGAUUAUUACUGUUGUAAGUGCCAUCAAGAGGAAUUCAAGGUGGAAUACCCACACUCCUUUGGAUGAAGAACAAGAUCCAUUGCUUCACAGCUUCAGCCAUCUGAAGGAGACUCUCAACAAUAUAAAAGAGCUGUCAGAUGUGGAGCCUAACGUAUUCCUGCGGCCCUUCCUGGAGGUGGUACGAUCUGAAGACACCACCGGACCAAUCACAGGCCUGGCCCUCACCUCUGUCAACAAGUUCCUGUCCUACGGCCUCAUAGAUGCUAACCAUGAGGCGGCAGCGGAGGCCAUUGAGAACAUGGCAGACGCCGUCACACACGCCAGAUUCGUAGGGACGGACCCCGCCAGCGAUGAAGUGGUGCUCAUGAAAAUCCUACAGGUCCUGAGGACCUUGCUGCUCACGCCCGUCGGAGCCCACCUGACCAACGAGUCUGUGUGCGAGAUCAUGCAGUCGUGUUUCCGCAUCUGCUUCGAGGUGCGCCUCAGCGAGCUCCUGAGGAAAUCAGCCGAACACACACUGGUAGACAUGGUGCAGCUGCUGUUCUCCAGACUACCCCAAUUUAAAGAAGAGGCCAAAAGUUUUGUGGGUGCUAACAUGAAGAAGGCUUACAAUAUCUUGUGGAAAAACAAACGAGUGCAGCUGAAGAUGCGUGCUGGUGGGAUGAGUGAGUCAUCAAAGUGGAAGAAGCAGAAGCGCUCGCCCCGGCCCCCCCAUCACAUGGUACGAAGCGCCUCGGGCGGAUUGGAGCAGGCCCCUCCCGCCACCCUUAGCAACAACAACCUCACUGGUGGUGUCCUUUUCAUCGAGCAGGUUAGUUUGUCUGUCCCAGACAGCAUGGCCUCUUCCAUGUCUAGCCCCACAGACAGCGGCCUUGACACUUGCUCCAAGGCCACCUCCAGAGAAGACCUGACAGACCUGGACCAGAGCAGCUCUGUCGCCACCACCCCAGGCACAGCAGCUAGCCCUUCCACAGAGCCUGGAUGCCUGGAUGCUCAGUCUGAGGGGAGGCAGGUGCAUCGUGCCCAGUCAGCUUCGGUGGAGUCCAUCCCUGAGGUACUGGAGGACAGAGACUCUGUGACGGAGCAGUCAGACUCAGCCUCAAUACACGACAUGGAUUACGUCAACCCCCGAGGUGUCCGCUUCACACCACAGCAAACACAGAGAGACGGUGAGGAUGGUGGGGCUCUCAUCCCCUACGGUCUGCCCUGUCUGCGGGAGCUCUUCCGCUUCCUCAUCUCGCUGACCAACCCCCAUGACCGCCACAACACGGAUGCCAUGAUGCACAUGGGCCUGCAGCUGCUGACCGUGGCUCUGGAAGCAGCCCACAUUGCCCCCUACCAGUCACUGCUGGGUCUGGUCAAAGACGAGCUCUGCAGACACCUCUUCCAGUUGCUAAAUGUGGACCGUAUGAACCUGUGUACCGCCUCCAUACGAGCCUGCUUCUUGCUCUUUGAGAGCAUGCGAGGACAUUUGAAGUUUCAGCUUGAGAUGUAUCUGAAGAAGCUGAUGGACAUCAUCACGUCAGAGAACAUGAAGAUGCCUUAUGAGAUGAAGGAGAUGGCCCUGGAGGCCCUGGUGCAGCUCUGGAGGAUCCCCAGCUUUGUCACCGAGCUCUACAUCAACCACGACUGUGACUUCUACUGCUCAAACCUGUUUGAAGACCUCACCAAGCUGCUCUCCAAGAAUGCCUUCCCUGUGUCCGGACAGCUCUACACAACUCACCUCCUCUCACUAGAGGCCCUACUGACUGUUAUUGACAGCACCGAGGCCCACUGCCAGGCUAAGGUGCUCAACAGCACAGCUCAGCAGGACCAAUCAGCAGAAACUGUGUUGGCGGGAGGAGAGGGCUCAACCAAUGACCGUGUAGACACAACCACAGAAGCAGGCAGGCAGGUGAACCGUGCCAACGGUCAGAAUGUUCCAGAGGCUGACAGCGUGCCCCUUCCACCUACCAGCGGGCACCUAAUGGCAGAGAAGAUGAUACUGGGCAGACAAGACCAGGAAGAGACAGAGCCAUCUGCUGAGAAGAAAGAAUCGACAAAGCCUCAACGCUUCUCGUCUUGUUUACCUGAUUCUCAAGAGCUGUUGGACAUCAGAAAUAAAAAGAAGCUGCUGAACAGCGGCACAGAGCAGUUCAACCAGAAGCCUAAGAAAGGCAUCCAGUUCCUGCAGGAAAAGGGUCUCCUCAGCAGCCCCAUGGACAACAACGAGGUGGCCCAAUGGCUCCGGGAGAACCCCCGCCUCGACAAGAAGCAGAUCGGAGAGUUCAUCAGUGACCGCAAGCACAUGGAGCUACUGGACAGCUUCGUCAACACGUUCACUUUCCAAGGACUGCGUAUUGACGAGGCGCUGCGUCUGUAUCUGGAGGCCUUCAGACUGCCAGGAGAGGCUCCGGUCAUCCAUCGACUUUUGGAAACCUUCACAGACACCUGGCAUAAAGUGAACGGCUCUCCCUUCAUGACCAACGACGCGGGCUUCGCCCUGGCCUACGCUGUCAUCAUGCUCAACACGGACCAGCACAACAACAACGUGCGCAAGCAGAACAUCCCCAUGACUGUUGAGCAAUUCAAGAAGAAUCUGAAGGGUGUGAAUGGAAAUACAGACUUCGAUCAGGAUAUGCUGGAGGACAUCUACAAUGCAAUCAAGAAUGACGAGAUAGUGAUGCCAGACGAGCAGUCAGGUCUGGUGAAAGAGAAUUACGUGUGGAGCGUGCUGCUCCACCGGGGGGCCACCUCCGAGGGGGUCUUCCUCCACGUGCCCGCCGGCAGCUAUGACCACGACCUGUUCACCAUGACCUGGGGGCCCACCAUCGCUGCCCUCUCCUACGUCUUCGACAAGAGCCUAGAUGACGCCAUCGUCCAGAAGGCCAUCGCUGGCUUCCGGAAAUGUGCCAUGAUAUCAGCUCAUUAUGGAUUCAGUGACGUGUUUGAUAAUUUGAUCAUCUCCCUCUGCAAGUUUACAACGCUCAGCAGCGAGUCGGCGGAGAACCUGCCCACGGUGUUUGGGAGUAACGGGAAGGCCCAGGUAGCUGCUAAGACCGUGUUCCACCUGGCCCACCGGCACGGUGACAUCCUGAGGGAGGGCUGGAAGAACAUCAUGGACUCCAUGCUGCAGCUGUUCAGAGCCGAGCUGCUGCCCAAGGCCAUGGUGGAGGUGGAGGAUUUUGUGGAGCCAAAUGGAAAGAUUUCGCUUCAAAGAGAAGAGACGCCUUCAAAUCGGGGCGAGUCUGCGGUGCUGAGCUUUGUGAACUGGCUGACUCUGAGUGGAGCGGAGCAGUCUGGUCUACGUGGGCCCUCUACUGAGAACCAGGAGGCCAAGCAGGCAGCAAUGCUCUGUAUCAAGCAAUGUGACCCAGAGAAGCUGAUCACAGAGAGUAAAUUCCUGCAGCUGGAGUCUCUACAGGAGCUGAUGAAGGCUCUGAUCUCAGUCACACCUGACGAGGAGACGUAUGAUGAGGAGGACGCGGCUUUCUGCCUGGAGAUGCUGCUACGCAUCGUCAUGGAGAACAGGGACCGCGUGUCGUGUGUAUGGCAGACGGUGCGGGACCACCUGUGCCACUUGUGUGUCCAGGCUACAGAGAGCUGCUUCCUGGUGGAGAGGGCCGUGGUGGGCCUCAUCAGACUGGCCAUCCGCCUGCUGCGCAGAGAGGACAUCAGCUCACAGGUGCUGCUGUCCCUGCGUCUCCUGCUGAUGAUGAAAUCACACGUCCUGGCCCGGGUAAGCCGGGAGGUGGCCUACGGCCUCCAUGAGCUGCUCAAGACCAAUGCUGCCAACAUACACUGCGCAGACGACUGGUUCACCCUCUUCUCCCUAAUCGAGUGCAUCGGGGCCGGGAUCAAACCGCCCGCCUCCUUCCAGGUCACCUCCACCAGUCCCGACAUCGACACAGGUGCCCUGUCGGACAGUGAGCUGUCGUCCCACCACCACAGCGAAGUGAGUCUGGACCGGGGCUACACCUCCGACUCUGAGGUCUACACGGAGCACGGAAAGUCCAGGAUGCCCCGCUCUGUCACUGAUGUGGACGUGGCCAGCAGCGGAUGGCUGGUGGUUGGUAAAGAUGACCUGGACAUCAACAAGGUACCGGUCUCUGGCUCCAAGCCCCUGCUCAACCCUCUAGUGAACCAGUACAGCCUGACCCUGGGCCAAGACAUGGGCUUCCACGACACCAAGUCCCUCAUCAAGUGUGUGGAGUCCCUCUCCUUCAUAGUACGCGAUGCUGCACAUGUCACCCCUGAAAACUUUGAGCUGUGUGUCAAGGCCAUCCGGGUGUUUGUGGAGGCCAGCCUUAACGGAGGCUACAGGACCCAUGAGAAGAAGAAGAACCACAAGUACGACUCCCAGAAGUCCCGUGUGAAGAGGAAGCCUCGGGAGAAAGAGGGGGCAUCCCGCCGCGCCAAGGCCUCCAGCCAGAGGCCCUCCCGUUCCCAUAGCGACGACGAGGAGGACGAGGGAGUCCCAGCCAGCUACCACACGGUGUCAUUACAGGUUAGUCAGGACCUGUUAGACCUGAUGCACACGCUGCACACGAGGGCCGCCAGCAUCUACAGCUCCUGGGCACAGGAACAGCGCCACCUGGAGGUCGCAGGGAAGAAGAUUGAGGCUGACUCCCAGACACUGUGGACCAGCUGCUGGUGCCCACUUCUCCAAGGGAUAGCCUGGCUGUGCUGUGAUGCCAGGCGGCAGGUGCGAAUGCAGGCCCUGACCUACCUCCAGAGGGCACUGUUGGUUCAUGACCUGCAGACACUAGAUGCUGUGGAGUGGGAGUCCUGCUUCAACAAGGUCCUGUUCCCUCUGCUGACCAAGCUGCUGGACAAUAUUAGCCCUGCAGAUGUGGGAGGCAUGGAGGAGACCAGGAUGAGGGCCUGCACCCUGCUGUCAAAGGUGUUCCUGCAGCACCUCUCUCCCCUGUUGUCUCUGCCCACCUUCGCUGCCCUGUGGCUCACCAUCCUGGACUUCAUGGACAAGUACAUGCACGCUGGUUCCAGUGACCUACUGCUGGAAGCCAUUCCAGAGUCUCUGAAGAACAUGCUGUUGGUGAUGGACACAGCAGGAAUCUUCCACAGCGUUGACUCCCGUACGGGAUACUCUGACCUGUGGGAGAUCACCUGGGAACGCAUCAACUGCUUCCUGCCUAACCUCCGGGAAGAGCUCUUUAAACAGACAGUCAUACCCCAACCAGAUCCUGCUCCCAGUCCCCCAGUGGAACUUGCCCAGCCGGCUGCCCCCUCCCCCCCAGCCUCGCCACCCCCAGCCCAGUCCCCAUCUCCAGUGCCAGCUGCCCCCACAGAGCCAAAGACCUCCAGCAGACCAGCGUCGCCCCAAGAUCCCCCACCACCUAGUGCCAAUGGAACUGACAGAUCAUCUCCAGUGCCCCCAUCGACUCCCCCCAUGCGCACCCCAGUGAAGAUGUCCCCCCAGAUCUCUACCCCCCUGAGUCACUCACACAUGAGUCAGUCCCCCCUCAUCCUGCAGCCCCUGGCCUCCCAUCUGCAGGUGGGGGGCGUGCCCCCCAUGUCCCUCCCCAUCAUCCUCAACCCCGCCCUCAUUGAGGCCAGCUCCCCUGUCCCCCUGCUCCCUGCCCCCAGGCCCACCGACCUUAGUGACACCCCGGAGGUAAAAUAGAGCCACCAUAGCCCUAUGCUUACUCUCACAGGGGGACACUGUCCCCCACCUGUCCCCUAAACAACAUAGAUUUCCUUAGGCUCUGCACCCCUUCACAGGAGGGGAUAGACCAACUCUGACAGAGAUACCCUGGCAUGCAUGGUCACCUCUCAGACAACACUAAACAACCACAGACACAUCUAGCUUUGGUCUUAUCUAACAUCCUGGGGCCUGCUGUCCUUCAAUAUUCACGUAUUCAUCAGAAAAUACAUAUUUAUGAUAUACAUAUACGAGGCUGCAUGGAUGUUAAGGACAGCACCUAUUUGACUCUCUUCGGUCUUUCCCACUUUUCCUACUGAGUCAGUUUCAACUUGAGACCUACAAAGUUAAGUACGUUGUUAGUAUGCCUGUGCUUAACAUUCAUCUAGAGGUCCUGCCAGAAAUAAAUCAUAGUGAAUAACUUAUUUGGUUUUAGGUGCUGCAUGUUGUUUACUGAAUAGGAUGUACAGAGAUUAAUUUACCCCAGUCAAAGUAUCAGGGCACUGUGUCUUAAAACAAAAGAUUGAAAUACUAGAUAUAUCAUAACUCUUGUAUCUGAAGGUCGAAAUAUAAGUGUACAGUAAUAUAAAGCAUACAGUUUAUAUAUUUCCAUUAUAAAGUAGUGUCAGAGGUUUUUGAAAAUAAUUAUAUUAUAUGAUAUCCUGAGAUUUCCAAAGAGGGAGAAAUUUGCCAACAUGUUGUCACAAGCUUGUUCGCAAAAAGUUGAUUACAAUGCCCAAAAUAACAAAAAUAUGUUUUAAAAGGACAAUAUGUUUUCUUAAGUCCUCUAAACACUGUUAUACCCAAGAGGGACAGAGGUGUGCAUGGUUUGCCUUGGAAAGAUGGAUUUGAGAUGCUGCCAUUGCUAACAAGGACAGCACCUGGAACAUUCCGAAUGUGACGACUGGUCUGGCCUGGGCGUGUUCGCUUUUAUCGGUCAGGUUAGGGGAGUUUUAUAGGAAGGUCUUAAUGAGAUUAUUUAAACGAGUGCAGUAUUGACUAGCAGAUUGAGCAUAGACAGCCAUCAGUAAAUCUGGGACAAGCUGAUAUUAAAUUCAGUUUUCAUUUUCAAGUGAUGAGAUGAAUGGUCCGGAUCAUCUUUGCAAGUUUUCAUUUGGGACUACUUUAUCCCACUUGACACUGAAAGUAUUCUUGCAUGUCCCUGUCUGUACAGUAAGCAGUACAGUAAUUUAUUGAUUGCAGAGGAGUUCAGAUAUUGGUAGGUUGAAGUUAGAGCCUUGAUCUUCUGUCAAAUUAUACCCAAACCAGACACCUCGCUGCAUGUGAUGAUGGAAGAAGAAUGUUUUCAAAAGCAUCAACCACUUAGAAGAGGGAUGGGCAACUGACGGCGGCCUGUGGCCCCUGUUUGAAAGGCCCUCGGAUCACUGCCCCCCGCCACAGUCGGGUUCUCAACUUACUGUUGUGGGUUAGAAUGGUAGAAUACACAAGGUGCAAUUUCAAAAUUUGGUUGUGCAUCAGCUGUUUUACUAUCUCCUGAUAGUAAGUCAAUUAGCCCAUGUCAGCUAAAAUGUUUGAUUGCCAAGUUAAUUUAGCGGCCAGCUACCCAGACUUGUUAUCACGGUCAAAUUACAGGCUGGGGGGCCCCCAUUGAUUUUGUUAGUCAGUCUCACUCGGAUAUCAUAUUAACAACGGCAAACAUUUCUCUCCACCCUAUGGCAAAAUGUGUAGAAUUGCAUGAAAUGAGUUAUAAAAAGAUAAAUCUUCUCUCCACCCCAUGGCAGAAAUCUGUAGAAUUACAGCAAACGUACUUUAAAAUAUGUAGAAUUGCACUAAAUUAACUCAAACUAAAAUGAUCUCCACUGUCAAGACGGGGGCCACUAAAAUGUUUUGCUCGCAAUGGGAGGGGGGUUGUUAAGAGCAACUGCAUCGCCUCAUGAUGAGGUAAGAUUUUUUGUGGCCCCCACCCCCAUCAUUUCAGAGCGGUAUACUACAAAGCAAGAUCAAUGACCUGGACAGCUAACUUACCAAAAUAACUUUAUUCAAAAUAGGCAUGGUCUAAUUAACUCAACAACCAAAAAAUGCAUAUGUAAGUAUAGGUUUAUUAAAUGAAUAAAACAGAAAAUGAAGUUAUCUGGUUGUUUAUUAAAGUUAGCUGGCUAACUCGUUGAUGCUGCUUUGUAGUAAUAUCCCUGUGGUGUCUAUUUCCAAUGCCCAACCUUGUGAUUUGCAUAACCUUCAGUGCAGUUUAUUUCUCGGCCGUUAUCAGUUUAAAAUUGUAAUCUUAUUUAUUCCGCUAGGAAUGGGCUGUUGGGGAAUGAAUACUCUUGUUGAAGUACAGUUGGGAGCAACUGCUUUCAGGUCAGGUUAUAUUACUCUCCUAAUCCACUGCCUUAUGUCAGAGAAAUUAGAAACGCAUUAGUCUGUCUGUGCACCAACACUAUACAAUACAAUGAAGUGGAGCCCCUCUUUCGCAGGGUUGUUGAGUCUUUUUGUAAGCUGUUCAUUUGUUGUACUGCAUUGUUAGGUAUACCAGGCGCUAAUUCUUGAGUGAACAGGAAAUUACAUGUGUAUAUAUAAAUAAAAGGUCAUGUACUUUUUACAAUGUAAUAAAUAUAAUGAAACUGG